GAGAGCGCGAUGCUGAGUUCGGUUGAGGAGUUCAGAGAAGAGGAGCAGGGCUGCGGACGGUGGCAUCAGUGCAAAGGGGCGAAACAAGGGAAUAUUUGGCCGACUUUCAAAAGAGCUGGAUUAUAAAAACUGGACGCGCUGGAUAGCAGCUCAUUCAUCUCUUCGUGCACGUACCGUGAGGUCUCAUCGCUGACAGCCCGUGUGGUGGCCUAUUUUUAGUUCCUCAUGCCGGAGAUGGCGCAGCGGAGCGGGCAAGAGGACCCCGAGCGGUACCUCUUUGUGGAUCGGGCCAUGGUCUACAACCCAGCUAACCAGGCAGACUGGACGGCCAAGAAGCUGGUGUGGGUUCCUUCUGAACGGCAUGGGUUCGAGGCGGCCAGCAUCCGAGAGGAACGUGGAGAGGAGGUGCUCGUUGAGCUGGCUGAAAAUGGCAAGAAGGCCCUGGUGAACAAAGAUGACAUCCAGAAGAUGAACCCGCCCAAGUUCAGCAAAGUGGAGGAUAUGGCAGAACUCACCUGCCUGAAUGAAGCAUCUGUUUUACACAACUUGAAAGAUCGCUACUACUCUGGGCUCAUAUAUACAUACUCAGGACUCUUCUGUGUGGUCAUAAACCCAUACAAAAACCUCCCCAUAUACUCAGAGAACAUCAUCGAGAUGUACAGGGGCAAGAAGAGGCAUGAAAUGCCACCUCAUAUCUACGCCAUUUCUGAAUCUGCCUACAGAUGCAUGCUUCAAGAUCGUGAGGACCAAUCAAUUCUUUGCACAGGGGAAUCAGGUGCUGGAAAGACAGAAAAUACCAAAAAAGUCAUCCAGUACCUGGCUCACGUUGCAUCGUCUCACAAAGGAAGGAAGGACCACAACAUUCCACCAGAAUCUCCUAAAGCAGUCAAACUCCAGAGCGGAAUCCUGUUUUAUGGAGAGUUAGAGCGUCAACUCCUGCAGGCAAACCCUAUUCUGGAAUCCUUUGGGAAUGCCAAGACAGUGAAAAAUGACAACUCCUCACGCUUUGGCAAGUUCAUCCGCAUCAACUUUGAUGUAACCGGUUACAUUGUGGGGGCCAACAUUGAAACCUAUCUUCUUGAAAAGUCCAGGGCUAUUCGCCAAGCCAAAGAUGAACGCACCUUCCAUGUCUUCUACCAGCUGUUGGCUGGUGCUGGAGAACAUCUAAAAUCUGAUCUACUCCUGGAGGGCUUCAAUAACUACCGCUUCCUCUCCAAUGGUAACAUUCCCAUUCCUGGCCAACAGGACAAGGACAAUUUCCAAGAGACCAUGGAAGCCAUGCAUAUUAUGAGCUUCUCCCAUGAUGAAAUCUUAUCAAUGCUCAAGGUGGUAUCAGCUGUCCUGCAGUUUGGCAACAUUGUGUUCAAGAAGGAGAGAAACACCGACCAGGCCUCUAUGCCAGAAAAUACAGCUGCUCAAAAGCUUUGCCACCUGCUUGGCAUUAAUGUCAUGGAGUUCACACGUGCCAUCCUGUCUCCAAGAAUCAAAGUGGGCAGAGACUAUGUACAAAAAGCCCAAACUAAGGAGCAGGCCGACUUUGCAGUGGAAGCCCUGGCCAAGGCCACAUACGAAAGGUUGUUCCGCUGGCUUGUUCACCGCAUUAAUAAAGCUCUGGACAGGACCAAGCGCCAGGGAGCUUCCUUCAUUGGCAUCCUGGACAUUGCUGGCUUUGAGAUAUUCCAGCUGAACUCAUUUGAGCAGCUCUGCAUCAACUACACCAACGAGAAGCUUCAGCAGCUGUUCAACCACACCAUGUUCAUCCUGGAGCAGGAGGAGUACCAGCGUGAAGGCAUCGAGUGGAGCUUCAUCGACUUCGGCCUCGACCUGCAGCCCUGCAUUGACCUCAUCGAGAGACCAGCAAAUCCUCCCGGUGUGUUGGCUCUGUUGGAUGAGGAGUGCUGGUUUCCAAAAGCCACUGAUAAAACCUUUGUGGACAAACUGGUGCAAGAGCAAGGCACUCAUGCCAAGUUCCAGAAACCACGGCAGCUGAAGGACAAAGCUGAUUUCAGCAUCAUUCACUAUGCUGGCAGGGUUGACUAUAAGGCAGAUGAGUGGUUGAUGAAAAACAUGGACCCUCUAAAUGACAACGUGGCCACACUCCUGCACCAGUCCACGGAUAAGUUUGUGGCUGAACUGUGGAAGGAUGAGAUUCAGAAUAUCCAAAGAGCGUAUUUUUAUGAUGUCUCUAGUCUCCAUGAAUCGCCAAGUGAAGAAAUCCGAGCCUUGGAGCUUGACCCAAACCUCUACCGGAUCGGGCAGAGUAAGAUCUUCUUUCGCACUGGAGUUUUGGCACACCUGGAGGAGGAGAGAGACCUGAAAAUAACAGAUAUCAUCAUCUACUUUCAGUCAGUCUGUCGAGGAUAUCUGGCUCGCAAAGCCUUUGCUAAAAAACAGCAGCAGCUAAGCGCUUUGAAAGUCCUGCAGAGAAACUGUGCCGCCUACCUGAAACUACGCCACUGGCAGUGGUGGAGACUUUUCACCAAGGUGAAACCCCUCCUCCAGGUGACCCGUCAGGAGGAAGAAAUGCAGGCCAAGGAUGAGGAGCUCAUUAAAGUGAAGGAGAAGCAAGUGAAAGUAGAGAACGAACUGGUGGAAAUGGAGCGGAAACACCAGCAGCUUUUGGAGGAGAAGAACAUCUUGGCAGAGCAACUGCAGGCUGAGACAGAAUUGUUUGCUGAAGCUGAAGAGAUGAGGGCUCGCCUGGUGGCUAAAAAACAAGAGCUGGAGGAGAUUCUUCAUGACCUGGAGUCCCGUGUGGAGGAGGAAGAGGAGAGGAACCAAUCUUUGCAGAAUGAGAAGAAGAAAACGCAGUCGCACAUACAGGACCUAGAGGAACAACUAGAUGAAGAAGAGGCUGCCCGACAGAAGCUUCAGUUGGAGAAGGUGACUGCUGAAGCCAAGAUAAAAAAGAUGGAGGAAGAUAUUCUGCUGUUGGAGGACCAGAACUCCAAAUUCCUAAAGGAGAAAAAACUCCUGGAGGACCGUGUCAGUGAGAUGACCUCCCAGUUGGCUGAGGAAGAAGAGAAGGCCAAGAACCUUAGCAAAGUCAGAAACAAGCAAGAAAUGAUGAUGGUAGACCUGGAAGAGCGUCUGAAGAAAGAGGAGAAAACUAGGCAGGAGCUUGAGAAAGCCAAAAGAAAGCUGGAUGCUGAGACCACAGACCUACAGGACCAGAUAGCUGAGCUGCAGGCCCAGAUUGAGGAACUCAAGAUCCAACUGGCCAAGAAAGAAGAAGAGCUACAGGCUGUACUGGCCAGAGGUGAUGAAGAGGUCGCUCAGAAGAACAAUGCUCUGAAGCAAGUGCGGGAGCUGCAGGCCCAGCUAGCUGAGCUCCAGGAGGAUCUGGAGUCUGAGAAAGCAGCCAGAAACAAAGCUGAGAAACUUAAGAGAGAUCUGAGUGAGGAACUGGAGGCUCUGAAGACUGAGCUGGAAGACACCCUGGACACCACUGCCGCCCAGCAGGAGCUGAGGACCAAACGAGAGCAGGAGGUGGCAGAGCUGAAGAAGGCCAUUGAUGAUGAGAUAAAAAACCAUGAGUCUCAGAUCCAGGAGAUGAGACAGAGGCACGGCACAUCUCUGGAGGAGAUUUCUGAGCAGCUGGAGCAGGCCAAGAGAGUGAAGUCAAAUCUGGAGAAAAACAAACAGACUCUGGAGAGUGAUAAUAAGGAGCUGACCAAUGAUGUGAAGAGUUUGCAGCAAGCCAAGUCUGAAUCUGAGCACAAGAGAAAGAAACUUGAGGCUCAGCUGCAGGAGUUCAUGGCCCGCUUCAGCGAGGGAGAGAAGGUUAAAGGAGAACUUUCAGACCGUUCCCACAAACUACAGGCGGAACUGGACAAUGUUUCUGCUCUAUUGGAAGAUGCUGAGAAGAAGGGAAUUAAGCUGGCCAAAGAUGCCUCCAGCCUAGAGAGCCAGCUUCAGGACACUCAGGAGCUGCUUCAAGAGGAGACGCGUCAAAAGCUGAACCUGAGCAGCCGUAUCCGUCAACUGGAGGAGGAGAAGAACAGCCUUCAGGAGCAGCAGGAGGAGGAAGAGGAGGCGCGAAGGAACCUGGAGAGACAACUGGCAACACUACAAUCCCAACUGGUGGAUACCAAGAAAAAGCUGGAGGAUGAUGUGGGAGCUCUUGAAGGCCUGGAGGAGGUCAAGAGGAAACUGCAGAAAGACAUGGAGGGGACCAGUCAGAAACUGGAGGAAAAGGCCAUUGCUUACGACAAGCUGGAGAAAACCAAGAACAGGCUGCAGCAGGAGCUUGAUGACCUUAUGGUGGACCUGGACCACCAGAGACAGAUCGUCUCAAACCUGGAGAAGAAACAGAAGAAGUUUGACCAGAUGCUGGCGGAGGAGAAGACCAUCUCUGCACGUUACGCUGAGGAGAGGGACCGUGCUGAGGCCGAGGCGAGAGAGAAGGAGACCAAAGCUCUGUCUAUGGCCCGAGCCCUGGAUGAAGCUCUGGAGGCUAAAGAGGAAUUUGAGAGACUCAACAAGCAGCUCAGAGCUGAGAUGGAGGAUCUGAUGAGUUCCAAGGAUGACGUAGGCAAGAAUGUGCAUGAGCUAGAGAAAUCCAAGCGCACUCUGGAGCAGCAGGUAGAGGAGAUGCGCACUCAGUUGGAGGAGCUGGAGGACGAGCUACAGGCCACAGAGGAUGCCAAGCUGCGUCUGGAGGUCAACAUGCAGGCCAUGAAGGCCCAGUUUGACCGAGACCUGCAGGCCAGAGAUGAGCAGAAUGAGGAGAAGAAGAGGGCACUGGUCAAACAGGUGCGUGAGAUGGAGGCAGAGCUUGAAGAUGAAAGGAAGCAGAGAGCUCUUGCUGUAGCUGCCAAGAAGAAACUGGAGAUGGACCUCAAAGAUGUGGAAGCUCAGAUCGAGGCUGCAAACAAGGCCCGUGAUGAAGCCAUUAAACAGCUACGCAAACUCCAGGCCCAGAUGAAGGACUACCAGAGGGAGCUGGAGGAGGCGCGCGCUUCUCGUGAUGAUAUCUUCGCUCAGUCUAAGGAGAACGAGAAGAAGCUCAAGAGUCUCGAGGCUGAGAUUCUGCAGCUGCAAGAGGACCUGGCAUCUUCAGAGAGAGCCCGACGCCACGCUGAACAGGAAAGAGACGAGCUUGCAGAUGAGAUUUCCAACAGUGCCUCUGGAAAGGCAGCCCUCUUGGAUGAGAAGAGGAGGCUGGAGGCUCGUAUUGCCCAGCUGGAGGAAGAGCUAGAGGAGGAACAGAGCAAUAUGGAGCUCCUGAACGACCGCUUCCGCAAGACCACUAUGCAGGUGGAUACCCUGAACACAGAGCUGGCGGGAGAGCGCAGUGCCGCCCAGAAGAGCGAGAACGCCCGUCAGCAGCUGGAGCGGCAAAACAAAGAUUUGAAGGCCAAACUGCAGGAACUUGAGGGAUCCAUCAAAUCAAAGUUCAAGGCCUCUAUCGCCGCCCUGGAGGCCAAGAUUAUCCAGCUAGAGGAGCAGCUUGAACAGGAAGCAAAGGAGAGAGCUGCAGCCAAUAAGAUUGUGCGUCGCACAGAGAAGAAACUCAAGGAGGUGUUCAUGCAAGUGGAGGAUGAGCGUCGCCAUGCUGACCAGUACAAAGAGCAGAUGGAGAAGGCAAACUCCCGCAUGAAGCAGUUGAAGAGGCAGCUGGAGGAGGCUGAGGAAGAGGCGACUCGAGCAAACGCCUCCCGCAGGAAGCUGCAGAGAGAGCUGGACGAUGCCACCGAAGCUAGUGAGGGUCUGAGCCGAGAGGUCAGCACGCUCAAAAACCGCCUCAGGCGAGGAGGUUCUGUUAGCUUCUCCUCAAGCCGUUCUGGCCGCAGGCAGCUGCAGAUGGAAGGGGAGUUUUCUGACGACGACGCGGACAGCAAGGCCAGCGACCUGAACGAGAACCCGCCGGCUCAAGCGGAGUAGAGCACAGCCGCCCUCCUGUGGUCACCCAGCCCCACUGCUUCCUCCUCUCCAGCACCUCAUUCUUCUCCUUUAGCUAUGUGGAGUCCACGGUACAGAAAGAGGACCAGUGAGCGAUGUAAACACACAACUACACUAACACUUCCACAUACACACACACACACACACACAC
Sinocyclocheilus grahami is the source of this 6055-nucleotide messenger RNA. Its product is annotated as myosin-10-like. Gene Ontology annotation, cellular component: cytoplasm; myosin filament; myosin II complex. The coding region runs from base 226 to 5886 and encodes 1886 amino acids. Lineage: Eukaryota; Metazoa; Chordata; Actinopteri; Cypriniformes; Cyprinidae. Gene Ontology annotation, biological process: mitotic cytokinesis; actomyosin structure organization; regulation of cell shape. The transcript is spliced from 42 exons. The record is from RefSeq and is a predicted model, not a curated record. Gene Ontology annotation, molecular function: ATP binding; microfilament motor activity; actin filament binding.